Sander lucioperca (pikeperch) is the source of this 933-nucleotide messenger RNA. RefSeq names its product nuclear factor 1 A-type-like. Gene Ontology annotation, molecular function: RNA polymerase II cis-regulatory region sequence-specific DNA binding; DNA-binding transcription factor activity, RNA polymerase II-specific. The coding region runs from base 91 to 933 and encodes 280 amino acids. NCBI's taxonomy places the organism in Eukaryota, Metazoa, Chordata, Actinopteri, Perciformes, Percidae. Gene Ontology annotation, biological process: regulation of transcription by RNA polymerase II. Gene Ontology annotation, cellular component: nucleus. The record is from RefSeq and is a predicted model, not a curated record. The transcript is spliced from 3 exons.
GGUAUGGAGCGGGCUACAUGUUGCCCAACAUGCCAGUGCAAAUGUUUUCUCAAUUAGGUGUCUUAUCUCCGGUGAGCGCGCUCGCAUCAGAUGAAGCUUGCUGACAGCGUGAUGGCAGGGAAAAGCUCGGAAGGCUCCAUCAAAUGGCAGCUCUGCUACGACAUCUCAGCCAGGACUUGGUGGAUGGAUGAAUUCCAUCCUUUCAUCGAAGCUCUGCUGCCCCACGUCCGGGCCUUCGCCUACACAUGGUUCAACUUGCAGGCGCGCAAGAGGAAGUACUUCAAGAAGCACGAGAAGCGCAUGUCCAAGGAGGAGGAGCGCGCCGUGAAGGACGAACUGCUCGGCGAGAAGCCCGAGGUCAAGCAGAAGUGGGCGUCACGCCUCCUGGCCAAGCUGCGCAAGGACAUCCGGCCCGAGUUCCGCGAGGACUUUGUGCUGACGGUGACGGGGAAAAAGCCGCCGUGCUGCGUGCUCUCCAACCCCGACCAGAAGGGCAAGAUGCGGAGGAUCGACUGCCUGCGCCAGGCGGACAAAGUGUGGCGCCUGGACCUGGUCAUGGUGAUUUUAUUCAAAGGGAUUCCCCUCGAAAGUACUGACGGGGAGAGGCUGGUAAAGUCUCCGCAGUGUUCGAACCCCACGCUGUGCGUGCAACCGCACCACAUUGGAGUUUCUGUCAAGGAGCUGGAUCUGUACCUGGCCUACUUCGUGCACGCCGGUAAGUCUUCCUAUUCUUCUGCGUGUUGGUCUGUGUGUUUGAGCGUGUGUGAUGCUGAGCUGCAGCUGCACAUCUUUGGGAACGUGCGCUUGUCAUUAGCGCUGGCCAUAUGUAGAAAAUCAAAUAUCACAGCGCCUCUCAGCGCCGCUGUGUCAGUGUGUGCGAGUGUUUUUCCCCGUGCGGUCGCAGUAAUCAGCGGUGUGCAGCUUGCAGGCUGA